Morone saxatilis (striped sea-bass) is the source of this 1715-nucleotide messenger RNA. RefSeq lists its product as uncharacterized. The record is from RefSeq and is a predicted model, not a curated record. Lineage: Eukaryota; Metazoa; Chordata; Actinopteri; Moronidae.
UGACUGAGGACGAUGUGAAGAGGCUCAUAGAGUUCAGAGCGUCCAACGAGGUUCUGUUCACCGGGAAGAGGAACUCUGCCAAGAUAGCGUGGAGCACCAUCCUUAAAGGUCUGGGUCUCGAAGGGAAGCUGACUGCAGACCAGAUCGCCAAGAAGUGGGACAACCUGCGCACGAAGUACAAGGACCUGAAGCAGCCCUACCAGGGUCAAGACGGCAUCGGGGGGGUGGUGGAGUCGUGGCCCUGGUUCCACAUCAUGGAUGAAGCCAUGCAGGGUCGCCUCUACAACAGCAACCUGGUCCUGAGCCCCGAGAGCGCCGGCCACGCCGCUCACCGCUGCAGCAGCCAGCAGAACCAGAACCAGAACCAGAACCAGGAGAACACCGACAUCCUGGAGUUCCUCAUCAAGACGGAGAUGGAGGACACGGUGGCGGCGGAAACCGCUGAGGAUGAUGGGACAGUUCCCACAGAGGCUCCUCCUACUGAGGGAGUCCCGAUGGGCUGGAGGAGGAUGACCGAGUGCUCCUAUAAAAUGACGGAACCAGAAACGGAGAGAAUGAUCAAACUUCGAGCCGCCAACGAAGCACUCUUCACCGGCAGGAAACAUUCAGCCAAACCGGCCUGGAGAGCCAUUCUGUACGAGCUGGGUCUUCAGGGGAAGCUGACCACGGAUCAGUUAGCAAAGAAGUGGGACAACCUGAAGAGGAGAUACAAGGAGCUGAAGUUUCCUGCUCGAGGCGUGGAGACAAACCCGAGCUCCUGGCCCUGGUUCUACCGAAUGAACGACGCCAUGGAGGGGCGUUUCGCGGGGGCGGCGCCAAUCCUCACGCCUAUCGUGGAGGACGAAGACGAGGACUGCGAGCCGCUGUCGCCCACGCCCAAGAAACGAGCCCGCCGGAGCCGAGGGGGGAUGGCCGAGUUCCUGACGGAGUCGGAGAUGGACCUGCUGGUUGAUAACGAGGAGAAGAACGGAUCCUCGGCGCUGGGAGAGCUGCACCGGAUGGCCGAGUUCACCUACAAAUUGACAGAGGAAGACACCAGGCGACUAAUUGAGUUACGAGCCGCUAACGAGUCUCUGUUUACGGGGAGGAGGAACACGGCCAAACCGGCCUGGAGGGGGAUCGUGAAGGAGAUGGGUCUGACGGGGAAGAUAACACCUGACCAGGUCGCCAAGAAGUGGGACAACCUGAAGACCAAGUUCAAGGACCUGAAGUUCCCUCCUCGGGGGAUGGAGGGCCAGACGAACCCGGCCUCCUGGCCCUGGUUCCAGCUGAUGAGCGACGCUCUGGAGGGACGGCUGGCGGGGAAAGCUCCCCGAGUGACGCCCGUGUGGAGCAGCGAGGAGGACGGCGUCUUCGGCUCAUCCCCGCCUCCCGACAGAGACUGCCUGAUGGCGGAGAGGAGCAGCGUGUCGGAGCUGGAGAGCAUGGUGGGCGGAGACAACGCCGAGGCCGACGGGAAUGUCACCUACAUCGACGCCAGCGGGGAGGAGUGUUCCACGCCCUCGGACCUCUCGUAUAAAAUGACGGACCAGGACACCAGGAGGAUGAUUAAACUUCGAGCUGCCAACGAGGCGUUGUUCACCGGGAGGAGGAACGCCGCCAAAGCCGCCUGGAAAGCCAUCCUGAAGGAGCUCGGGCUGCAGGGGAAAGUCUCCACCUACCAGAUGGCAAAGAAAUGGGACAAUCUGAAGAGGAGAUACAAGGAUCUGAAGUAC